GCUAAGCGCUCCUCACCACAGCCACGAGUCCACGGCCACCGCCGCCUCGCCUCGCCGCCGCCGCCGCCGUAGGCCACGCGAUCCCGCUGACCCGCUCGAUGCAGUUCCUCACCGCAUCCUCCGCCGCGGCGUCGCCGCUGCUCCCGCCGCCCUCCGCCCACCUCCUCCGCCUCUCGCGGCCCCCUCCUUUCCCCCACCUCCGCCGCCGCUUCUGCUACGCUCCCCAGCUCCCCUCCAAAUCCGCCAACCUAGCCGCUAAGUCCCCGCUCCUCCUCGCGCAUCGCUCCUUGCUCUUCGCCCCUCGCGCCCACGGCGAUCACCACCACGGCCACGGCCACCACCACCACCAUCACCAUGGCCACAGUCACCAUGGACACGGGCACAGUCAUCAUCAUGGGUCGGAGCUGCACGGGAGUGGCGGGGGCGCGGCGGUCAUGCGGGUAGCGAAGGCGAUCGGGUGGGCGGAUGUCGCCGAAGCGCUGCGGGAGCACCUGCAGGUCUGCUGCAUCUCCCUCGGCCUUCUCCUGUUUGCCGCUGCCUGCCCGCACAUCCCGGUCCUCAACUCCGUCAGGCGUCUGCAGGAUGCGCUAAUCGCUGUCGCCUUCCCACUUGUCGGGGUUUCUGCAGCACUUGAUGCUCUUGUAAAUAUUGCCGAUGGAAAAAUAAAUAUCCAUGUCCUCAUGGCAUUGGCAGCAUUUGCUUCCAUAUUCAUGGGAAAUUCACUGGAGGGUGGCCUGCUUCUAGCGAUGUUUAACUUAGCUCAUAUUGCUGAAGAACACUUUACAAGCAAGUCAAUGAUAGAUGUGAGAGAACUGAAGGAAAAUCAUCCAGAAUUUGCACUGUUGUUAGAAACAUGUGGAGACCAGUCAGCACAGUUUGCAAAUUUAUGCUACACCAAGGUUCCUGUGCAUGAUCUGGAAGUGGGUUCUCAUAUUUUGGUUAGAGCAGGCGAGGCUGUACCUGUUGAUGGAGAAGUUUACCAAGGUUCGUCGACAGUUACAAUUGAACACCUUACUGGUGAAGCAAAACCUCUAGAAAGGACAGUCGGGGAUGCUAUACCUGGUGGUGCCAGGAAUUUGGAAGGAAUGAUGAUUGUGAAGGUCACCAAGUCGUGGGAGGAUUCAACACUCAACAGAAUUGUCCAGUUGACGGAAGAAGGCCAGCUAAACAAGCCAAAAUUGCAAAGAUGGCUAGAUGAAUUUGGAGAGCACUAUAGCAGAGUUGUUGUGGCACUGUCUUUAGUUGUCGCGCUUCUGGGACCAUUACUCUUUAAGUGGCCUUUUUUUGGUAACUCAGUUUGUAGGGGCUCGAUUUACCGUGGGCUAGGACUUAUGGUUGCUGCAUCUCCAUGUGCGUUGGCUGUAGCUCCAUUAGCAUAUGCAACUGCAAUCAGUUCUCUUGCAAGUAAGGGAAUUUUGUUGAAAGGUGGACAUGUGUUGGAUGCGCUUUCUGUUUGUCAGUCUAUUGCUUUUGACAAGACGGGCACAUUAACAACAGGGAAGCUCAUGUGCAAAGCUAUCGAGCCCAUUCAUGGACAUUCAGAUGUGACAAAUGAUUUUAGUGAUCAGGCUUGCUGUACUCCUAACUGUGAAAGUGAAGCUCUAGCUGUUGCUGCAGCUAUGGAGAAGGGAACAACACAUCCUAUUGGAAGGGCGGUUUUGGAUCAUUCUGUUGGGAAGGACCUCCCAGUGGUUGCUGUAGAAAGCUUCGAGUCCUUGCCUGGUAGAGGGGUUGUUGCUACUUUGAGCGGUGUAAAGGCUGGAAGCAAUGAAGAUGAACUUUCUAAGGCAUCAAUUGGUUCUGUGGAGUACAUUUCUUCGCUAUACAGAUCCAGUGGUGAAUCCGAGCAGAUAAAAGAGGCUGUAAAAUCUUCUGCCUUUGGGCCUGAAUUUGUCCAGGCUGCCCUAUCAGUGGAUAAAAAGGUUACCCUUUUCCACUUUGAGGAUGAACCACGUUCUGGUGUUUGUGAAGUUAUAUCUACAUUAAGAGAUAAGGCUAAACUUCGCAUCAUGAUGCUUACAGGAGAUCAUGAAUCAAGUGCUCUGAGAGUUGCUAAAGCUGUCUGUAUCAAUGAAGUUCACUGUUGUUUAAAGCCAGAGGACAAGUUGAAUAAAGUUAAAGCUGUUUCAAGGGAGGGAGUUGGAGGUUUAAUAAUGGUUGGUGAUGGCAUAAAUGACGCGCCAGCUCUUGCAGCUGCAACAGUUGGUAUUGUUCUAGCCCAGCGUGCCAGUGCAACAGCGGUGGCCGUUGCAGAUGUUCUUUUGUUGCAGGAUAAUAUAUGUGGGGUGCCAUUUUGUAUAGCUAAAGCUCGCCAAACAACUUCUUUGGUCAAGCAAAGUGUAGCUCUUGCAUUGUCUUGUAUCGUUUUUGCUGCACUUCCUUCUGUUUUGGGAUUUCUUCCUCUUUGGUUGACGGUACUUCUUCAUGAGGGAGGAACUCUUCUAGUCUGCUUGAACUCAAUACGAGCACUCAACAGUCCGACAUGGUCUUGGGUAGAUGAUAUCCGGCAACUCAUUGAUAGCCUAAGAAAGUACUUCUCAUCAAAGUUGAAGGGUUCUUCGUCAAACUAUGUAGCUGAUGCCGUUCCGUCGUAGAUGUUAUGUAUAGAAGCAAAUUUCUGUCAUGUUUGUAUGUAUGGCAACAGAACUUUGAUGAGGGGUUCUAAGUUCUAACUAUUUUUUGUAGGAUGUACAUGUAUGUACUCGUCAAUGUCGUGUAAAGAUUUUUUUUUGAGAUUCUAACCUAAUUUUGGCAACUUAUUUUGUACUACUGAGUUGUUCCUUGUCUGCUCCAAAUGUUAAAAAAGGUCAUUACAAUUGAAGUGACGUAUAAUCUGCAAUGGGAAUUGC
Oryza brachyantha (malo sina) is the source of this 2849-nucleotide messenger RNA. Its product is annotated as probable cadmium/zinc-transporting ATPase HMA1, chloroplastic. NCBI's taxonomy places the organism in Eukaryota, Viridiplantae, Streptophyta, Magnoliopsida, Poales, Poaceae. Gene Ontology annotation, molecular function: ATP binding; ATPase-coupled monoatomic cation transmembrane transporter activity; ATP hydrolysis activity. The record is from RefSeq and is a predicted model, not a curated record. The transcript has 13 exons. Gene Ontology annotation, cellular component: membrane. Gene Ontology annotation, biological process: monoatomic cation transport. Bases 99 to 2594 code for a protein of 831 amino acids.